This is a messenger RNA of Ostrea edulis (European flat oyster), 711 nucleotides long. RefSeq lists its product as uncharacterized. Bases 1 to 711 code for a protein of 236 amino acids. NCBI's taxonomy places the organism in Eukaryota, Metazoa, Mollusca, Bivalvia, Ostreida, Ostreidae. The record is from RefSeq and is a predicted model, not a curated record. The transcript has a single exon.
AUGGGACGACACCAGCAGAGACUACCAACGUUCAACACAGCCAAGUCAACAUUGUACAGAGCUCGCCGGAAUCAGACGCCAUCACUUCUAAAGACAAUUGCUGACAUCAGACAGCAGGGGAAAUGGACUGAAACAGAAUUAGGUGACAUAUUUCAUUUCCUAGACGACACCUUCCAAAACAACAGGACAAUAGCCUUUGCCACGACAGAAAACCUUCAAGACCUUGCUGCAUCAGAGACCUUCUUCUGUAACAGGACAUUCUACACCUCCCCAAGCCUCUUCUACCAGAUAUACACCAUACACAUCCUGACUGAUGACGUGAUGACCCCCGUUGUUUAUGCCCUGUUACCAGGAAAAGGUCAAGCCAUUUAUACAAGAUUCUUCACCCUCCUUCGUGACUGCAUCAAUGACCUAGGGUUAAGAUUUUCCCCAACCAAUGCCCCAGCUAACUUUGAAACUGCUGUUCACAACUCCAUCAUAGAAGUUUUUCCAGGCAUCACCACCAAGAGAUGUUUCUUUCAUUACACCCAGGUAAUUUGUCGAAAGGUACAGCGUACAGGCUUGCAAAUUCCAUACAGAGACGUCGCCAACGUGAAGACAUUGGAUCGACGGACAGCAGUUCUCCCUCUUGUUCCACUAGACAGCAUGGAAGACGUUUGGUUUAGAGCCCUGGAAGACCGAGAUGAAGCCGACCUUACCGCGAUGACAUAG